Messenger RNA from Daphnia pulicaria, 967 nucleotides. RefSeq names its product 60S ribosomal protein L6-like (gene RpL6). Gene Ontology annotation, molecular function: RNA binding; structural constituent of ribosome. Lineage: Eukaryota; Metazoa; Arthropoda; Branchiopoda; Diplostraca; Daphniidae. The record is from RefSeq and is a predicted model, not a curated record. The coding region runs from base 130 to 912 and encodes 260 amino acids. The transcript has 6 exons. Gene Ontology annotation, cellular component: cytosolic large ribosomal subunit; ribosome. Gene Ontology annotation, biological process: ribosomal large subunit assembly; cytoplasmic translation.
AAGGUCCAUUUCCACUCCUCCGUUCUAUUUUUCAGCAUUUUGGAAGUAAGUUCUCCGGUAGUUUUGAUCAGAAAUCUUCUGAAACAUCCAAAUCCUCAUUUCAUUUAUAUUAGUCUCAGUGAAACAACAAUGGAGGUCUCCAAGAAGAAACCAGCUGCUGGAGUUCCAGCUGCCAAAGAGCCAGCCCCGACUUUGGCCAGUGGAAAAUACACAUUCUCCAAAGCCGAAGCUCUUCGCCGCUAUCUAUCGAGGAAGCAGGCCAGGUCUGGUAAACGAGUUUCCAAAGUUAAGCGUGAUGAGCAAAAGAAGAAGCCCAAGUUUGUUGAGAAACCAUUCAGCAAGGGAACCAGGAUUGUUAGCUUGAAGAAGCGCCCCAACAACUACCCCUGCAAAGACCAUUCAAAGCCCAAAUCAAAGGUCCAGAAGAAGCAUGGUGCCCCUAAGGUUCGCAAGUCUCUUCAGCCUGGAACAAUUCUUAUUCUGUUGGCUGGUGUUCACCGAGGAAAGCGUGUGGUACUCUUGAAGGCCUUGAAAUCUGGUCUUCUUUUGGUCACUGGACCAUACAAAAUCAACCGCGUUCCCAUCCGUCGUGUCCAUCAGAACUAUGUUAUUGCCACUAGCACUCGUCUAGACAUCAGCAAAGUUAAGAUCCCAGAAACCAUCGACGAUGCUUAUUUCCGCCGUAAGCGUGAGAAGCGCGCAAAGAAAGCCGAGGGUGACAUCUUUGCCAAGAAGAAGAAGACCUACAAGGCAUCUGCCACUCGCAAAGCAGACCAGAUCACCGUCGACAGACAGCUGCUCCGAUCCAUGUUAAAUUCGUUAGGUGGAGCUGAGCGUAAGGUUGUUCUCAAUUACUUGAAGUCACGCUUUGGUCUGUCCACCGGCCAAUACCCCCACACGCUUAAAUUUUAAAGUUGAAUUGAGUGUGUAUUUGGAGACAGUCGUCAAUAAACGAUUUGACUGUGAA